Messenger RNA from Varanus komodoensis (Komodo dragon), 858 nucleotides. It is a transcript of the gene BEAN1, whose product is annotated as brain expressed associated with NEDD4 1. The transcript is spliced from 6 exons. The record is from RefSeq and is a predicted model, not a curated record. Lineage: Eukaryota; Metazoa; Chordata; Lepidosauria; Squamata; Varanidae. The coding region runs from base 1 to 858 and encodes 285 amino acids.
AUGAAGGGAAGAGAACUCAUGCUGUCCCUUGUACAUCUCAGGCUGAUGAAAACUGGCUCAGGUGCAAACCUCACGCAGCACCAUGGGGUCUACCCCAAGGAAGUCUCUGUCCAGAAGCCCCUUAAGGGCACAGUCUUCUGCAUGUUCGGAAAAGGAGAUGCAGAAAUUGGCCUGAACCAGACCGAGAGUGCUCGCUGUGGCGAAGGCGUCCGCCACACUAGCAUGCUGGAUUCCUCUGUGCUGGUGGCUGGGGUAGUGAUCGGAGUGGUGCUCUUCCUUUCUUGUGUGGCCAUCAUCCUAGGCAGCCUGAGGAAGAACAGAUGUUUCCGGCAUCUCCAUCUACAGAGAGAUGACAGCUACCCUCCAGACUGCUUCUCCUCUGGAGGCUCAGUUGGAGAACGCAGAUCGAGUUGUACUGAGGAGCCCCCUCCAUCGUUCUACUUCAGCCCGUCCAUGGAGACGCUAUCCCGGGUCAAUCUCACACAUCCUGACUCCCCUCCGCGCUAUGAUGAGUGUGUUGGAGACCAAGCAGCUCAGACCUGUAUUCCUACAGAUGACCCUCCGCCUUACUCCCUGAUUGACCCUUGUCGACAAAAUGAACAGACUCUAAACGUUCCCUGGGAUGAAGAGUUGUCUCUUGGGACAUCUAUGGAAAGGGACGCUGGGUAUUUGUCUGGACCACAAGAUCUCCAGGAGCCUAUUCCUUCUAUUUCCUUGUCAUCAUCCUUCCCAAUGGAGGCUGCUCCUCCGUAUGAGACUGUGGUGUGCGAACAAAAUAUCCCCAUUCCACUGGUCCCACUGGAUGUACUGAAAAAUUCUACAAAUUAUUAUCAGAACUUUGUCAACAGAACAAUGUAA